Drosophila navojoa is the source of this 1019-nucleotide messenger RNA. RefSeq names its product SAGA-associated factor 29 (gene Sgf29). Gene Ontology annotation, cellular component: SAGA complex. Lineage: Eukaryota; Metazoa; Arthropoda; Insecta; Diptera; Drosophilidae. The record is from RefSeq and is a predicted model, not a curated record.
ACAAAAAAUGCAUUACUUGGUGUAGGUAUAGAAAUAAUAUAAACAAAUAAUAAAACAGAGAAAUAAUUAAAAUGCCACUUACUGCAGAGAGUGCUGCACAACAAAUACAGGAUCGCCUGAAAGACAUCCAACAACUUAUUCACAAAGUGGAUAGUGAAAGACGCCGUGCAGAAAAUUCCAUAGCCAGCCUUGUGCGUGCACAGCAAAAUCCAAAUCCGAAAUUAAAGACGCUGCUGCAGUCAAAAAUUGCAGAGGCAAAUCAAGAGGAGGCAACAAUUCGAGCGGCCCUCGCCAAAAUACAUGAAAUACGAAAUAUACGAAAUGAACGACGAAUUCAGGCUCGCAAUGCCGGCAACAAGGAAGCAAUUCGUCGAGGUGCUCUCAUGAAAAUGGUGCAGCUCUCAGCUCAGACAUUGCCUCUGUUUGUUGGCAAGCCGGGCGAGCGCGCACCGCCUUUGUGUGGAGCAAUACCUGCGGAGAGCAACUAUGUGGCCAAGGUGGGUGACAAUGUGGCUGCGCUGGCCAAGGGCAUCGACGAAGAGGAGAACUGGAUCCUGGCUGAGGUGGUGCAGUUUCUACACCGUCAAAACAAAUACGAUGUCAUUGACAUAGACGAAGAGCAGAAAGAUCGACAUGUGCUGAGCAAACGCAAAGUUAUUCCAUUGCCAUUAAUGCGUGCCAAUCCAGAGACAGACGGGCAUGCGCUUUUUCCCAAGGAUACCGUCGUCAUGGCUCUGUAUCCUCAAACAACAUGCUUCUACAAGGCCAUUGUGCAUCGUCUGCCGCAAACUGCAACGGAAGAUUACGAAGUGCUUUUCGAGGACUCAUCUUAUUUGAAUGGCUACGCAGAGCCGUUGCCUGUGGCGCAGCGCUAUGUAAUUGCUUAUCGCACCACCAAGAAGAGCGCGGGCAGCGGCAGCGGCAAUCUCUCAUCCGCCUAAGUAAGGAACAAUGGAAUUGUAAUAGCUAUAUAUAUAAUUAUUAUAUACAUAUUCAUAAAACUUAAUUUCUAAUUGAAA